Lachnellula hyalina is the source of this 1689-nucleotide messenger RNA. RefSeq names its product putative polyamine oxidase (gene PAO4). Gene Ontology annotation, molecular function: oxidoreductase activity. NCBI's taxonomy places the organism in Eukaryota, Fungi, Ascomycota, Leotiomycetes, Helotiales, Lachnaceae. The record is from RefSeq and is a predicted model, not a curated record. The transcript has 4 exons. The coding region runs from base 1 to 1689 and encodes 562 amino acids.
AUGGAUGCAUAUUCUAUAUCUUACACUACACAGUCUCGCAGAGGUUCUUCUCGAAUAUAUCAAGACCUAGCUACCUGUCGACUAGCUUCCCGAAGGGUUUCUACCACCCAGGUAGAACAGCUAGACAUGGAUUUUUCAAAAAAGUUGCGUAAACCAAACCACUCCCAGCCUCCAAGAAUCGGCAUCGUAGGAGCAGGAAUAUCUGGUCUCCGGUGUGCUGAUGUUCUAUUACAACAUGGUUUCAGCGUCACCAUCCUGGAAGGUAGAAAUAGGAUAGGCGGACGAAUGCAUCAGACAACGCUCUCCUCCGGACAACUUAUAGAUGUUGGUCCAAACUGGAUUCACGGCACCGACAAUAACCCCAUAUUGGAUUUGGCAAAAGAAACGAAUACCCCAACGCACACUUGGGAAGAGCAAACCAACAUUUUUGACGAAACUGGAAAGGCUUUGAAAAAUGGGAAUCCGUUGAUGGAAGCUAUGUGGGGCAUCAUAGUAGAAGCCUUCAAGCAUUCGGGUAAGAAUACAGCGGAAAUCGACCCGGAAGAGAGUCUUUAUGACUUUUUUAUCAAUAAGUCACGGGAUGUAUUCACAGGCCAAGAUGAUGCGGGGCAGCAGCGGAAGAUUUUGCUUCAGAUGGCAGAGCUCUGGGGUGCGUUUGUUGGAAGCCCCGUUCAGAGACAGAGCUUGAAGUACUUUUGGUUAGAAGAGUGUAUCGACGGUGAGAACCUCUUUUGUGCUGGAACGUACCAGAAAAUCCUUGCUCUCAUCGCGAAGCCAGCGUUAGAUAAGGCCGAAAUCAAACUGUCGACCAAGAUUAGCAAAUUUGAAACGCAAAAUGACUUUGUAACUGUCACGGCCGAAAAUGGGCAGUUUGAGUUUGAUGAAGUCGUAGUGACAGCUCCACUGGGCUGGCUCAAGGUCAACAAGCUGGCCUUUCACCCACCCUUGUCUGAAAGGCUUUCUCAGGCUAUCGACUCCAUAGGCUAUGGCAACUUGGACAAGGUGUAUAUAACUUUCCCACAAGCCUUUUGGCUGGGCGAUAAAGACAAAGCAGAGGACCAGUUCAGCGGCUUCAUACAUUGGAUGUCACCUGUUUACGCCUCGGAUACGAAUCCUCAGAAAUGGAAUCAGGAAGCCGUUGAUAUGAACACUCUCCCAAAGUCGUGCUCGCACCCAACGCUAUUAUUCUACUUUUACGGCGACCAAUCGCUCAAACUAGCCAAAGAUCUCGCAGCUCUUCCGUCAGAGACGGAGAAACAUGACUAUCUGGUCCAAUUUUUCAAACCUUAUUACUCGAGACUUCCACACUACAAAGAUGGCUCAAAAGACUGUAUUCCGGUGUCGAGUCUGGCAACAAACUGGGUAUUGGAUGAGCUCGCAGGUAAUGGAAGCUACAGCACUUUUCGAACCGGCCUGAAAGAGGGAGACAAAGAUAUUGAGGUCAUGAGGGAAGGACUUCCUAGCCAAAGUCUUUGGUUUGCUGGUGAACAUACUGCCCCCUUUGUUGCGUUGGGCACGGUGACUGGCGCAUAUUGGAGUGGUGAAGCGGUUGGGAAGAGAAUCGCUGAUGCUUAUGGUAUGGGAGGAGGAACUGGCAAAGAUGGCCUUAUCCUUCCAGGAAAGGCGAGCACUGAGGGAGGAAAGGAGGUUAAUGUGAGAGGCUUCGCAGAUAAGGCUCUCGAGAAGUGA